AUGAAUGAUAUAAAACGAUAUUUGCAGUCAUUGAUGGGGUUGUUGAUCAUAUGCUUAUUGAUCACAUUAUGGGUUGCCGAUUACAUAGAAGAAAAGGAAGUCGAUUCGAUGACAAACAAGACUCAUAAAGAAAUAGCGUCGGUCAUACAAAAGGCCACAACCAUAUUGCUUCUAAUGAAUUCGUCAACAACGAAUUUAGCCAAAGUUGUAUCUACGUCACUUGGUGAAACUAACGCCACGUUUUCUCACAUCCAAGCUAAGGUGGCUCCUUUAUUAUUUGAAGCACUAUUAACGAUCCCACGAGUGUCACAAAUUUCGUAUAUCAGAAAAGAUGGAUUGUUCUUUGCAUUAUACUCGCAAGCGGACCAUCGAAUCUUUGCAAUCUAUUCAAAUACUUCGUUUGAAAAACACCCUGGUGCCCGAAUUAGUUAUCCAUGGUACACUCAACAUGUUGAUUCCAACACCGGAAACUUAUAUGGAGAAGUUGUUGUGUUUCCUACUUUGGCUAAUGAAACAUGGUUACAACAAGCAUUGAACACUACAAAUGGAUUUGCUUUAUUAGGGAAUUCAUGUUCCGAGGACAAAAUUCCGCUUGUCUUGAACAUAGCUCGUGUGGAUAAAAUUGGAGUUGUCUCACUUGGGUUUGAGCUCAAAUCGUUGUUAAAUGUGUUUUCAGGCAUUAAACCUUUUGGUGGUGGUUUGUAUUUGGCUACAAAAGAUGGGAAAUUCGUAAGUGAUGGGAUACCAAACACGCGUAUUGUUGUUGAAGAAAACGCAACAAUUUCUUUCCAACUUUUGAAAGCAAACGGAGAGAGAAUCACAUUGCGACUUAACUAUGAAACGCCGAAAACCUAUGUUUUCGAUGUUUCUGGAAUAAAAUAUGCCUUGUACUCUUCCUCACUUGACAUCAUGGGAAUGCAAAUGGUGUAUGUGUUGGCAUUACCAUAUGAUGAAGUGCAAAGCAGGAUGCAUUGGCAUAUCGUUUUAGUGUCUAUGCUUUCGUCGCUAAUGAUUGUUCUGGUCGCUAUUUUGAUGGUGUUAACAAUGAAGUUAGCAAGAAAAGAAAUGUGUUUAACAACUGCUCUUGUCAAACAAAAGGAAAAAACACAACAACUAGAGAGAAAAAGCAAGAAUCAAAGUGUUGCAUUUGAAACCGCAAGCCAUGAUAUCCGUGCUUCGUUAGCAGCAAUUAGCGGAUCGGUAGAAAUAUCAAUCAAUGAGAAUCAUCAAGGAUCCGAGUUAGCCACAGACUUACAAAUUGUUCAGUCAUCCACAAAAUAUCUCCAAGGACUACUAAACUCUAUUCUUGACACAAGUAAAAUUGAAGCUGGCAAGAUGGAGCUAGAAGAAAAACCCUUUGACUUGGUCAAAGUGCUGGAGAGUGUAGUUGACUUGUUCUAUCCAGUUGGUAUAAAAAAGGAAGUUGAUGUGAUUUUGGAUCUACAAGACGAUUUAUUGACCAAAUAUUCACAAGUCAAAGGCGAUGAACGCCGACUUAAACAAAUAUUAUCAAACUUACUAAGCAAUGCAAUCAAGUUCACAUCCGAGGGUCAUGUCUUAGUUUCCGUUUGGGCUCGUGCGAUGAACCCGAAUUUGCAGAGCUCGAUAACUGCUUCUGAUAGCGUUUGGUUUGAACGAUGGCGAUCGUAUUUGUUUUGUGGAAAUAAUGACAAGUGUGGGGAUGUUGAAGCAGUUGAUGAAGUUGUUGGUGAUAGUAACUGCAUGGAGUUUGUGUUUGAGGUUAAUGAUACUGGAAAAGGUAUUGCAAAAGAGAAACAAGCUUCCAUUUUUGAAAAUUAUGUGCAGGUUAAAGAAUCUGAACAUGAAUUUGAAGGCACUGGAUUAGGGCUCGCCAUCGUCCAAUCUUUGGUACGCUUGAUGGGUGGAGAUAUAAUCAUAGUUGACAAAGAAGCCGGAGAGAGAGGGACAUGUUUCAGGUUUCAUGUCGUUUUUAAGGUUAUCCUGUCGGAUCUACAUGUAAUUAGUGAUGAAGAAAAGGUUAACAUGUCCUUAGGGACAAACACCCCCUUCCGCAGCCCCAAACGAAAAGAUUAUAACUCUAGUACAGUUGUUCUCUUCAUCAGCAGCGUCGAACGAUGUAAAGUGUCACAAACAUUUAUACGCGCUCGCGGGGUUAAGGUUCUCGUAGCGAACAACGUUGGAGAGCUUUCCGAAACUCUCAAGGAGUUUAGACAGCCUGCGAGUAAAGUAUGUUUUGGCUAUUUGACUAGGCCUGGUAGAAGCCCAAAGGCGGUUCCGUUAAGUGCAUUGGAUGGGACAAAUGUGUCCCAGACCCGAAUGAAUAAUCGGGCCACUCUAACGGGUUUUAUAUUGCUUGUGGUGGACACAACCCGGGCUGAUUUUCGUGAGUUGUGUAAGGUGGUGGCCGAGUUUAGAAAAGACUCGAAAGAUGCUUGUUUUAGAGUUGUUUGGUUAGGAUUCAGGUGCAUGCAAGCCCAUGGGUUGGAUCAAAAGCAACUCCCACCGUCAGAUGUCAUCAUACCAAUGCCGUUUCAUGGGUCCCGUUUAUACUCGUUAAUCAAUCUUUUACCGGAGUUUAGAUAUAAGUUCCCUUGCACACAACCACACGGGAACCCGUAUACACCCGAAAGACAAGUGGAAGUCGAAGAAAUCACUAGGAUUUCGCCAAAUAGGAGCCCAUUGAGAGGGAAGAAAGUGUUGCUCGUAGAGGAUAACUCUACGCAACAGAUGAUCGCCAAGAGGAUCUUUUUGAAGAACGGUGUCAAAUUCGACACGUGUACGAACGGGAAAGAAGCGUUGACUUUUGUCUCCAAAGGGUUGACUGAUCAAAAAGAUCUUGGAGCUCUACAUAUUCUACCAUAUGACUAUAUCUUAAUGGAUUGCCAGAUGCCUGUAAUGGACGGUUGUGAAGCGACAAGGCGGAUACGACUAAUGGAGAAAGAGUAUGGUGUUCACAUCCCCAUCAUCGGGUUAUCUGCGCAUGGAGAAGGCGAAGAAUUAAACAAGUUCGUAAAGGGAAUCGAUAGUCAUGUUUCCAAACCACUAAAUGAGCACAAGUUGUUGAAAGUGAUUGAAGAACUUGAUAGCAGAAAUUAAUGUUGAACUUGAUAUUAACUAGUAACUUGUACAUACUUGAGCUUU
Messenger RNA from Helianthus annuus (common sunflower), 3123 nucleotides. RefSeq names its product histidine kinase CKI1. Gene Ontology annotation, molecular function: phosphorelay sensor kinase activity. Bases 1 to 3078 code for a protein of 1025 amino acids. The transcript is spliced from 6 exons. The record is from RefSeq and is a predicted model, not a curated record. Gene Ontology annotation, biological process: phosphorylation; phosphorelay signal transduction system. Gene Ontology annotation, cellular component: nucleus. Lineage: Eukaryota; Viridiplantae; Streptophyta; Magnoliopsida; Asterales; Asteraceae.